Bombus pyrosoma is the source of this 12653-nucleotide messenger RNA. It is a transcript of the gene ds, whose product is annotated as protein dachsous. Gene Ontology annotation, biological process: homophilic cell-cell adhesion. Gene Ontology annotation, molecular function: calcium ion binding. The coding region runs from base 1598 to 11581 and encodes 3327 amino acids. Gene Ontology annotation, cellular component: plasma membrane. The record is from RefSeq and is a predicted model, not a curated record. NCBI's taxonomy places the organism in Eukaryota, Metazoa, Arthropoda, Insecta, Hymenoptera, Apidae. The transcript has 17 exons.
GCCGCGCGGAACGGACGCUGGGCCCAAGAACGCAACACCUCGUGCUCCGUUUGAAUGUAAACCACACUCGAGACCACCUAAAUUCGUCGCGAGUCCAGUGCAUCGCGUUAUAUCGAUCGCGUGUACGUGUGAUUUCGGAGCGAUUCGGAUUGAUUCGGAUCGCGAACAUAUAAACAGGGAACCGAGAGAGGGGUGUAUCGAAGCGAAAGGAGACUACCACGAGAGUGGUUCGGAGUAAACGUCCUACGAUACGCGACGGGAAGGUCGUAUUGAGCGUGUGUAUUCGCAAGCUUGUCGUUUCAGCGCAUCUUAUAAUGCUUUUUUCUCGUCGCGCGUGACGUCGCGUUUAUGGUUCGUGAUUCGUGAUUCGUGAUUCGCCGUCCUCGUAUAGGUUAUAGUGUGUCGGGCGUGUGACAGUUUUUGCGGGAGGACCGCGACUGGUGCUGUUUUGCCACGAAUACACAGCAGUGGUGGAAGUAAGAAGUAGCAAGUUGGCGACGAAGAAGGAAGAGACUCGGCUCGUUCGUUGGACCGACUCGUUCUACAUGGUCGUUAACGUGCGUGCGCAACGACGUUCGACGAUUUCUCAAAUUCGAAAGACAGAAGUGGAGGAAGACGACGACGAGGAAAUCGGCGUAUGGAAUAUGUGUCGAGGAAGAUGAGAAAACAAGGAGGAACGACGAGAUUAUUGCUGGCAUAAAGAAUCAAUCCACGUAGCAAAUCGUGAUCACGAAGGGUCAAUUUUUGGUGGAAAUUCGACAGAAGCUCAACGUAGAGAGAGAGAGAGAGAGAGAGAGAGAGAGAGAGGGAGAGAGAGAGAGAGGAAGAGAGAAAGAGAGAGAGACAUGAAGGGCGUUCCAGACGCGAAACGAUCGCGCCGGGUUCGCGACCGGUCGUGUUGAUCGUCGAGUUAUCGGACGUGGAUCUAACGCGAGGAAUGUACGAUAUCUCGAGGCGAAGAUAUUCCAGCAAAGGUGAGGACAGCGCGGAUACCACAGCCUGCUACAGACAGAGGUAGAGAAAGGAAGAGAAGCGAUAGGAAGGAGGAAAGAGGACGAAGAAUAAAGGUGGAACGGGGUCGGAUAAAUUCGUAUCUACCGAAGGAAUUUCCACGAGGAGGUAUCGCGCGAGUCGUUGCAAGCGGCAUGUUUAUAAUCUAGCGCAGUCACCUUCGAAACGUUUGGCUUCGCUGGCAACGAUCGGGCAGGUUGUAUCGGUUCUGUGGGAUAUAGGCGCGAACGCACAGUCGAACGUAAUUCCUAGGAGUGCAAGUGUUUACGAGAGAAACGACCAGGCUAAACGUGAUUGUGGUUGGUGGUGGUGCUGCUAGUGGGUGAUUAAUGUGCCGGUUGAUCGCGUACUCGUGCUUUCUUCCGCCGGUUUUUUAACAUCCCACCGUACGAGACGCGUGCGGACUGUCGACAAGAAACAGAGAAAGAGAGAGAUUUCCUGGCCGUAUGAAGAACAUUUGGAGGUAUCGAUCGGUGCCGCGUCCUCUCACGAUCCAUCAUUUAGGAAUGGAAAGAUCGAGAUAAUAGCCAAGGACGGCGGAGGCGAAGGUGGAGGCGGCGGUGGUGGCGGUUGUGGAGGCCCCAGGAUGCGGCACCUGCUACUACUGUUCCUCGUCCUGGGAGCGACUGUUCUCGCCCCGGGCACACGGUCCGAACUCGUAAGGUACUUGGAGGUUUCGGAGAACGCUCGACCAGGUACCAGGGUGGGUUUCAUCGAUGCCGACAGUCCACCGUACUUGAUCGUGUCGGUUUCCGGAUCCGCGGUCGAUUCGGACUUGAUAGUGGAUCACGCGACGGGCGAGAUAAGGACAAAAGUGCCGUUGGAUCGCGAAUCCAGACCGUCCUACAGCUUGGUCGCCCUGCCGCAAAACAUUCAAGUGGUGGUGAAGGUCCUCGACGAGAACGACAAUGCGCCGACCUUUCCCGUCGAUCACGUGGACGUCGAGUUUCCGGAGAAUUCGCCUCGCGACGCGAAACGCGCCCUGCCGCCUGCCAAGGAUCCCGAUCUCGGCCAAUACUCGACGCAACGCUACGAGAUCGUCUCCGGAAAUCACGCAGAUGCGUUCAGGCUGUCCCAGCAUCGAGGUCGCGAUGGCGUUCUCUACUUGGAUCUGCAAAACUCCGGGUCGUUGGAUCGCGAGGCUCGCUCUCGGUAUCAUCUGGUAAUAGAGGCGUUGGACGGUGGCGCUCCGCCGCUUCGCUCGAGGCUACACGUGAACGUGACGGUACAGGACGUAAAUGACAAUCCGCCGAUUUUCAAUCAGACGAGGUACGUCGCCAGCAUUGCGGAGAAUGCGACCGUCGGAACGCCGGUGCUCGCGGUGAACGCGACAGACAGCGACGCUGGUGACAACGGCCGCAUAGAGUAUUCGAUUAAUCGGCGACAAUCGGAUCGCGAGGAGAUGUUUCGUAUCGACCCAGAGACCGGUAUGGUUUACGUGAACAAGGCGUUAGAUUUCGAAUCGAAGGAGCGGCACGAGCUAGUGAUCGUUGCGCGCGAUCGUGGCGCCCAGCCUCUCGAGGCGAGCGCGUUUCUCUCGGUUCGCGUAACCGACGUGAACGACAAUCAACCUGCUAUUACUGUGAUCUUCCUGUCGGAUGAUGCGACACCGAAAAUCAGCGAGAGCGCCCAGCCGGGUGAAUUCGUCGCUAGGAUAUCGGUCAGCGAUCCGGACUCGAGGACCGAAUACUCGAACGCUACCGUCACGUUGACCGGCGGCGAGGGACACUUUGGCCUGGCUACCAGAGACAACAUUAUAUACCUGGUGGUGGUCGAGAGGCCGCUCGACCGUGAGGAAAAGCCCGUUUACGAUCUCUCUGUGGAGGCGACCGAUGCGGGAACACCUCCGUUGCGAGCCGUUCGAACUUUUCGUCUUCUCGUCACGGACGUGAACGACAACGCUCCGAAAUUCGGUCGGGAAAGGUACGAGGCCCAUCUGUUGGAGGCCUCGGAACCGGGUACUCCGGUUUUGAAGGUAACGGCCACGGAUCUCGACGAAGGUGCCAACUCCGCCAUCAAGUAUUCUCUUCUCAAUUCUACGUGGUUCGUUAUCGACGAAACGUCCGGUUUGAUAUCAACGCGGACUCACGUUGACUGCGAAGCCGAUCCUGCGCCGAUUUUAGUAGUGAUCGCCACCGACUCGGGUCGUCCGCCGUUAAGUAGCAGCGCGACAGUGCGUGUUACCGUCCAUGACCUCAACGACAACGAGCCCAUCUUCGAGAAGCCGCUGUAUAACGCGACCGUAUCGGAGGAUAUGCCCGUUGGCUCCUGCUUUCUCAAGGUACAAGCUACGGAUCCGGAUUGCGGCGUGAACGCCAUGGUAAAUUACACGUUAGCCGCGGGAAGAAUGGAAAGCGAACAGUUGAUGGUACGCAGCGAUACCGGAGACAUUUGCGUCAGAACACCGUUGGACAGGGAAACAGCUCCCUAUCUGGAGAUUCCCGUCAUCGCUACGGACAGAGGGGGUCUCAGUACCGUAGCUAUCGUGAGGGUGCAAGUAACGGACGUUAACGACAACCGUCCGAUCUUCGAACCCAGAAAGUACAACGUCACCCUGAAGAGCGACGGUCCGAUUCAGGGACCGAUUUUGAGGCUGGUAGCUACGGACUUGGACGUAGGUCUUUUCGGUCAAGUAGCAUAUCGGAUCACCAACGGAAACGAAGCUGGUGUUUUCCACAUCGAUCGAAAUACCGGCGAACUUCAAGUCGCGAGACCGAGUUUACUCUCGAGGUCACCGUUGCAUCAGUUGAACGUGACGGCGACAGACGCUGCUGGCCUGAAGAGCACGUUCGACGCCGAAGUCCGGAUCACCACAUCCUCCCCCGGGCAUAGAAUCGCCAGCUGCGAGAAGCCACGCUACACCAUCACCGUUAAGGAGACCGUUCCUCAGAACAGCAUCGUUGGUGGCGUGAAAGACGGAGCUUCGUCCCCUGUGUCGUCAGGUGAACGGCCAACCAGAUUUUAUUUGGUGAAGGAAGAACCGGAUCUAAUGAUGGAUUCCAACACGGGCAUGAUUCGGAUUCGCCUUCCACUGGACCGAGAAACUCGGGACAAGUACAUUCUCAGCGUAGAGGCGCGCAAUGGAAUUUCCGCAGGCUACUGUCAGGUGGAAUUGAACGUGGAGGAUGUGAACGACAACGCUCCGACGUUCCCGACGAGCAGCGUCCGCAUUUCCGUUCCGGAAUCGCAUCCCCUUCACUCGGCGCUUUACGUAGCACACGCCACCGAUCCCGACAUCGUUCCGUCUCACCCUAUACGCUACGUCCUUGGCCAGAAUAGCAACGACCUCUUUGGAAUAGACGGCCGCUCGGGAGAACUCUAUUUAGCAAGGAGAUUGGACUACGAGACACAGCAAAGGCACGGUCUUCUGAUAAGAGCGUUGGAUGGUGCUGGUCUCUCCGCGAAUCUCAGCCUGAGCGUCGAGGUACAGGACGUGAAUGACAACCCCCCAGUGUUCGAGAGGAACGAGUAUCAUGUGGAGGUUCCCGAAGGCGCCAAGCUCGAUUCUCAAAUUCUUCAAGUGACCGCGGUGGACCUUGAUACGGGCAAUAAUGCGAGGCUGAGUUACCGUCUUCAAGGAUCAACGGCCUUCCGGAUCAGUCCGAACACCGGUUGGAUUUACCUCGCGCAGAUUCUCGAUCGCGAGACCCUGGAUCGGCACGCGCUGACGGUUCUCGCGACCGACAACGGUUCUCCGGCCGCGACCGCGAGCGCUUCCGUGCUGGUCACGGUGCUCGACGACAACGACAACGAUCCUCGAUUCGAGAAGGAUUUUUACGGAUUCGACCUGUUGGAGAAUCUACCCUCGGGUACGCUGGUCGGGUCCGUGAGUGCCUCUGAUCCCGAUCUUGGGAAAAACGCCCUGCUCAGAUACGCGGUGGUCCAGGCCAACAGCAGUUUCACCGUCGAUCCUGAUACAGGCGAGAUCACGACUAAAGAACCGCUGGAUCGGGAAACGAAGGGAGUGCACGAGCUGGUCCUCGAGGCACGAGAUCAAGGAACACCGUCCAGAGCGGCCAGGGUGCCAUUGAAGGUUACCGUACUGGACGUGAACGACAACUCGCCCGAAAUCGUGGAUCCUCAAGGGGACGUAGUGAGCGUCAGGGAGGAACAACCACCGGGAACGGAAGUAGCGAGGGUUAGAGCGUUGGACACGGAUCUCGGCGAAAAUGCGUCCGUAACCUACACGAUUUUGAAAGACCGAGACUCGGAUGGUUACAACGUUUUCACCAUUGAUCCGAUCACCGGCAUGAUCAGAACGAAGGCGGUUCUCGAUCACGAAGAACGAAACGUAUACCGGGUGUCCGUAAAGGCGACGGAUGCAGGACGACCACCGCGGCAUGGUAUACGCGCGUUAAGAGUCGAGGUUUUAGCGCUGGCGGAUAACCGGCCGACCUUCACCAGCAGCAGUCUUGCCUUUAACGUACGCGAGGACGCCAGUAUCGGACAAGCGGUGGGAUCGGUGUCGGGAGCGGGUCCAGCAGGUCGCGUGGCCUUCACCUUGGAUUCCCUGACACCCAUCAGCGAGUUUCCAGCAUUCGAUGUGGAUCGUAGCUCCGGUCAGCUGGUGGUCGCUCAUUCUCUCGACCGCGAAAACGUUAGUGAAUACCACCUAGAGAUUCGCGCAUUGGACACCACGUCGAUCGGCAACCCUCAGAGCAUCGCCGUCUCGGUGAAGAUCGUGAUCGAAGAUGCAAACGACAAUCCACCCCGAUGGCCGCAGGAUCCGAUAACCGUUCGAGUCUCGGAGAAGGCGGUGAUCGGUUCUACCAUCUACAAUUUGACGGCCAUCGAUUUGGACAGCGGUUUGAACGGCGAUCUUAGAUACAGUCUGGUGGCCGAAUUUCCAUCGAGAGGCAGCUUUGCGGUCGAUUCGCUGACCGGCGCUCUAACCUUGGCCAGGCCUCUCGACAGGGAGGAAAGAGCCGAGUACAUGCUGAUCCUGAAGGCGUCCGAUCGCGCUCCUCCCGGCGAGCAACUAGCCUCGACCGUGACCGCGAGGAUCAUCGUGCUCGACCAGAACGACAACGACCCGGUUUUCGUUGCCCCGGAAUCGACCAAAGUCGCGGUCACGCCGGACCUCUUACCAGGGGCGAUGCUCGUGAGAGUGGUCGCCGUGGAUAAAGACGCAGGUGACAAUGGCCGUGUAUCGUAUGUGAUUACAUCGGCGAACGAGGAGGCGAGAUUCUCGGUGGGUUACGAAUCUGGUAUAGUGAGCCUGGAGAGGCCGAUGGUAAGGUCGACGGAGCUGGAGAUUACGGCGAACGAUCACGGUUCCCCACCGCGCAAGUCCACUCUCAGGCUGAUUCUGACGUUGGCUUCUGGACAGACCAACGGACCUCCUCGGCUACUGCUCGCCAACCCCGUAGCUAGAAUUUCAGAAGACCUCCAGGUCGGAGCACCGGUUCUAAACGUCGCCGGUCCUAUCAUCGCCGAUCAGGGUAAUGUCAGCUUCAGUAUUCCAAGCAACCUGGCUGCGGACAAAUUCUCCGUCACACCGAACGGUCUAGUGACCCUGCGUGGACCUCUGAAUCGCGAGGAAGUCUCCCACUACUCCGUUCCAAUUUUAGCGAGGUCCAGCAAGCUGUUGGAUAUUAGCACGCUCGAAGUUUUAGUCAUGGAUGAAAACGACAACAGCCCCGAAUUCCGACCAGGUUCCUGUUACACGCUCGCCGUACCCGAGAAUCAAGGGACUUCCGUGAUUCACACGAUCGCGGCGGCUGAUCUCGACGAGGGAAAAAAUGGGGAAAUUUAUUACAGCAUCGUAGGUGGUAACAUUGGCGCAAAGUUCAUCUUGGACUCCAUAACCGGAAUGUUGUCGAUGUCGAAUCUAGAUCGGGAAGCGGUAUCCAAGUACAUCCUGACGAUUUCAGCCAAGGACAAGGGUCGACCCAGCUUGGAGGCACGAUGUAACUUGACCGUAAUCGUUCUGGACGUGAACGACAACGCUCCAUCAUUCGUUCAGAAUCAGUAUACCGAAUCGAGACCACGAGGGCCUGUUCCAAGCUCCGAGUAUCCGGGAUUCGCUUUGUCCAACGGCUUCUCGUACGGGUCUUCCAAUUACCCGACAAACUAUUAUCCUAGCAAGUACGUGGCAACUAUUUCCGAGGAUGUGGCACCAGAUUCUAGCGUCAUGUCCGUGAGAGCGACAGAUCCGGAUCAAGGAGUGAAUGGAAAAAUCACCUACGCCAUCGGCGAAGAAACAAGCUGGCUAUUCAGAGUUGACAACCUAACGGGCGUCAUUACAACUGCUGGCCCCUUGGAUCGCGAACGCCAAAGUUCCUACAACUUCGUGGUGGUAGCUACGGACAGCGGCAAGUACGACGCCAGGAGUACCACGAUUCCGGUCGAGAUUCGAGUGAGCGACGUCAACGAUAACGCCCCUGUUUUCGACGAGUAUCCCUUUCGUGCCCGCGUGUCGAUCGGCACUCAGCCAGAGAAGAACAUUCUGCGAGUAGUGGCGACCGACGCCGACGACGGUCCCAAUGGAGAAGUGGUCUACUCCUUUCUGCACGAGCAAGAGAAGCCUAAAUUCAGGAUACACCCAAGCACAGGCGCCGUUACUGCGGCGUUAUCCCUGUCGCAGGAUAACGGCAAGACGUAUCACUUGGAGGUGCUGGCCAGGGACAAGGGAAAUCCACCGAAAAGCACUCGAGGAUUGAUCGAACUGCAAGUCGGAGAUCUCGCCGACUUGACGCCAGUGUUGAAAUUUCAAAACGAGUCGUACGAAGUUGUUAUUCAGGAAAAUUCUGCGGCUGGCACCGAAGUGAUCCAAGUCUCGGCCGUUCGAUCGGAUGGUAGAAGGCAACACGUUUCUUACUCCCUUGGAUCGGGCAACGACUUUGGCACGUUCACCAUCGACGAGGAUACCGGGUUGUUACGCGUGAAUAAUCCCUCUAGGUUGGACGCGGAAUUGUGGACCGAUAUGAGGGUGAAACCGGUGGAAGAACAAACCGAUGACAGUCGAACGAAUUCAUGGGGUAGAUCUCUGGAAGGACAGCAAUCCAAGGAGAAACCUAGAGAAAGUUCGCAGCAUGUGCUCGCUGUAGCUGCUAGAACCAGCGGUCCCGAUCCCUUGGAAGCAUACGUGAAGGUUGUAGUCAAGGUGUCCGACGUCAACGACAAUCCACCGAUUUUCACUCAAACACAGUACUCGGCAACGGUCCUAGAAGGCAACGUCAAAGGGGACUUUGUCGUCAAGCUUUCGGCCAGCGAUGCGGACCAAGGGAUGAACAGCAGAAUCUUGUAUCACAUCGUUGACGGUAAUCCGGACAAUGCAUUCACCAUCAGUCCGCCGUACAGUGGCAUAGUUCGAACCAAUAUCGUUCUCGAUCGUGAAAUACGAGAGAAAUAUAGACUAACGAUAAUCGCGACGGACCAAGGAAAUCCUCAGUUGACCGGAACGGCUGCUCUCAGCGUCCGCGUGAUCGAUAUCAACGACAAUCAACCGACUUUUCCAGAGCACAGUAUCAUCUCCGUUUCCGAAGGUACCACUGUCGGCACCGUCUUAACCACCAUCACGGCGAACGACGUGGACAGCUCCCCGGCUCUGACCUAUCGAUUUGGUAACGUGACCAGUCCAGGUCCUUUCAGUAUCGAUAGAUACGGAGGCAAAGUCGUUCUCCGAAGACGUUUGGAUGCCGAAACACGGUCGGAAUACAGCUUGCAAGUUAUCGCCAGCGACGGUGUUCACGAGGCGACCACGGACUUGAUAGUUCGUGUCACGGAUCUCAACGACAACGCUCCACGGUUCCAGCAAUCCGCUUACAUCGCCACGCUGCCUGAAGGACGAGGGGACUUGCAAGAAAUUCUGACGGUAAACGCGACCGACGACGAUCUUACGGAGGACAACAGUCGAGUACGAUAUUAUCUGCUGAAAGCUACCAAAGGUUUCUCAGUGCAUCCUGCAACCGGCGUUCUGACUGUUAAUCGUACCGCGAUACCAAGACCUUUGCCCAAAGAGGUGGAGUUGGCCAUCGUAGCGGAAGAUUACGGCAAGCCACCGGCCUCGUCCAUAUGUUCCGUCGUCGUGCGAUUGAGCAGCUUGAAGAGCAGCUUGCCCGGCAAAGAGUACAAGGUCACUGCGAAAGAAAAUACGUUGAAGGGCACCACUUUGAUGAGAUUGUCCGACGUGGACCUUUUGGACGGCGCCAUCGUGGCCGGCGAUGACAGCGGAACGUUCGAAAUAUCCAGAGGCAAAUUGAUUCUCUCCAGAACGCUCGACAGAGAAACGAAAGACAAAUACGUUUUACGACUAGGCUCCAAGAACGAAAACAUGACAACCGGGUCGCUGGUAGGAGACGAACCUGUUACGGUAAUCAUUACGGUGGAAGACGUGAACGAUAAUUACCCUCGUUUCUUGGAGGAUCUUCAUCAAGUAUCGAUCAAAGAGAAUGCAGCACGCGGUACCACGGUGGCCAUGUUGCGCGCCAAGGACGACGAUCUGGCUGGCAGCGUGGCUGCGAAUUUAGUGUACGAAAUUACUUCCGGUAACGACGGUGGCCUGUUUCGCGUGGACAAAACCACCGGCGCUGUUCAAGUAAACGCAACCUUGGACUGCGAUCUCGAACCAGACAUUCACAAUCUAGUGGUCAUGGCGUGCGACAGCGAUCCAGUUUCUCCUCUGUGCGCUUUGACGAGGCUUCGUAUUCAGCUGGAAGACGUGAACGACAAUUCACCCAAGUUCCCAGUCUCUGAAUAUUUGGAAUUCGUCGGAGAGAACGAACCGAUCGGGACGAUCGUGUUUUCCGCGCGAGCGUCGGACUUGGAUCGCGGUAUAUUUGGAUCUUUGAACUACUCCAUCGUAUCUGCCGCGGCAAGCGGAUUUUCCGAUAUCGACGAUAGCUGGAAAUUGUUCACUGUGGAUGGAAAAUCCGGCACGGUGACGACGCGCGCUGUCUUCGAUUAUGAGCUGCGAAACAGAUACGCGUUCACUCUACGAGCAACCGAUACAGGUGGCCGAACGGCAGCUGUCAGAGUCCGAGUGGAAAUCGAAUCCAGGGAUGAAUUUUACCCGCAAUUCACAGAAAGAAUGUACAGAUUCGGUAUUAGAAACGGAGCUCAGGUGAUCCCUGGAACGGUGAUCGGUCAUGUAACAGCAACAGAUCGAGACAAAGGUCCCGACGGACGAGUCGUUUAUCAACUGACCUCGCAACACCCUUAUUUCAAACUGAAUCGCACCACAGGCGCGUUGAUCGUGAAACAGAAGCUGGUGCACAUCGAUAUGGACGUGGAGGAAUCGUCGAGGUUAGUGGUCAGUGCCAGUUCCGGUAGACAGGGCUCUUUGUCGAACAUGACGGUGGUAGAAAUCACUUUGACGGAUGAUAGUGACGUGAACGAAGCUAGAGGCGCGACAGCUUUGGCUACCCCGAACGAUGUUGGGUCUAACAUGGCAGUCGCAGCGACCGGGGGUCUAGCCGAUUGGGCGUUAGGCUUAUUAAUCGCUUUGCUUCUGUUGGUCAUCGCCUUUGGUGCUAUUUUCCUCUAUCUUCAUCUUCGAAAUCGAAGGCAUAAGAAACCGGGGACGAAACCGAGUUUAAACGGGGAGAGCAAUGCCACCGCGUCCAAUAGCUACGUGGAUCCGAGCGCCUUCGAUACUAUACCGAUUAGAAGCGUUGCCGGGGUGGGUGCAGGAGGAAACGGAGGCUCUGGGAACGGCAAUGGUGGAAGCGGCGCUGCUUCCUGUCAAUUCGCACCCCCCAAGUACGACGAGAUACCACCGUAUGGUACCUCUGGUCAAUCCGGGCAGCAACAGGCGACUUCGGAAUUGUCCGGCAGCGAUCAGUCCGGCUCGUCUGGCAGGGGUUCGGCCGAGGACGACGGAGAAGACGAAGAGAUUCGAAUGAUCAACGAAGGCCAACAGACUGGAGACUCGGCUAGUGAUCUCUCGGUUCACAAUACUCAGGAAUAUUUAGCCAGGUUAGGCAUCGUCGACCCUCCGGCUGGUACUCCGAGAAGACCGCCUGAAGCGUUGCCUCUCGAUAGCUUACACUUGUUCGAGGACGAGGCCGCCACCGAAGCGGAUAUCGCCACCUUGAUUUAUGGGAAAAUCGGGGAACCUGGAAGACCGAUGUCGGGUUUAGAAGUUCCUGGAGGUCCAUCGAUGAACGGAUCCCUAAGUUCCAUCGUUCAUAGCGAGGAGGAACUGACUGGAUCGUACAAUUGGGACUAUCUGCUGGAUUGGGGUCCUCAUUAUCAACCACUUGCUCACGUGUUCAGCGAAAUCGCCAGGCUGAAAGACGACGCAGCUAGCGUUCAAAGCGGAAAUUCAGGAAGCAGCGGCAAGACCAAGUCUGUACAUAAAGCCCCGCCCCCGCCAUUGCUCACUUCCGUUGCUCCUAGGUCGUUGGCGGCUCCCGCAUUAGCCAGGGGCAUUCUUCCAAGAUCUCCGAUCAGCCACGAUGCUUCCACUUUCCCAUCGGCGGCCCUUAGCCCGAGUUUUUCUCCGUCCUUAUCUCCUCUCGCCACCAGAAGUCCUAGUAUCAGUCCUUUGGUGCCACCUGCCACUCAAAGGUCCGGUCAAAGUGCCAAUAGAGGUAUUCCAGUUACCGACGCUGAAUUAAGGAUCUAACGGUAUAUCGAAAUUAUAGUCGCGUUGCGUCAGAUAUUAGUAUUAGUCCCGUUAUAUCUUGGAUCCGGUAUCGCGUAUAUUCGAUAGCGUCGAUUCGAAAGUUGCGAGCUAUAUUUUAGAGAAUGUUUUAAUCGGAGUUUAUCGCGUUGAAAGCGUCGUUGGCGUAUACCCGAUUUCGUGUGAUUGCAGUAUGAGCGCAGUGUGUGUAAAAUAGAGACUUUAAGUUGACUGACCUUCGACGAGAUUCUCGAAGGUGCCAAAGUGCAUAUUUCUUUAUUUCCGCCGUGAUAGAUACGAACGCCUCUUUUACGCGUCUAGUUGUAGAAUCGAAACGAACGUUUGUAGAUAAUCCCGUAUUCUCGUACUCGCGCAACGAUCCUAACGUAUAGAACGUAUGACCUGCGGAAAAGAGGCGAUUGCGCGAUAUUUUUGUAAGCACAGAUGUACGACUGUUACUUGCCGUUUCGAUCGUCGGUCGAUCGAUAGUUAAAAUAAUACUCGUUUGUUUGUACAUAGAGGAGUCCGAAAUGGGCCGCGUAAUCGUUAACUAAUCGUGUAAAUAAUACUCAUACGAAAAAACAAGAAGAAAUUGACCGUUACGCCUUAUAAUCAAAAGAUAGACUCGAUAGCCCCGAUAGUCUCGAUUCGAAGUCCGUGUCUUCGUGCCAUGCCCGUUGAAACGCGCGGCUGUACAGUCACCUUAAUUUCGUUAGAGACCGAGACGAAUCGGUCGAUCGUUCGAACGAACGUUUCCUCGAGCAUGGCGAUAUCAACGGAUUGAAAAUGCGUCGACACGAGCGAACUGAUCGAUCCGAUAUUCGUGCUCGCGCAACUCCGGAGAUACCCUUUCAUGCUCCGUUUCAUUUCUACUUUGUGCUGGUCUUCCAAUUGGAAUUUAGAUGUAACGGAAGACGACAACGUUUUUCUCAGCCAGGUAUAUAUAUACAUAAAAAUAUUAGGAAAUAGGUAUGUCAUAUUUUGUAUAAAAAAAGACAACUCUUUGUACAAAGACUCUUCUGUGAGCCGAGAAUUCACUUGACGGUGAAUUUUAAAUAAAUGAAUUUUUUAGGAA